GGGCCAGUCUCUUUUUCCUCGUAGAUAGACCACGCCCACCAGCUCUACCCUCCGGUCGUUUCGCUCUCCCCUCUAGCUCGCAGCCGCCGCGCGUGACUCCAGAUCUCCCGCGGCGCGACCAUGGCGGCGGAAGGCAAGGUCCCGACGCUGGCCGAGGAAUAUUCACUCCCACCCAAGGAGGUCCCUGUGGAAAAACCAGCUGAGGAGAAAUCUGCUACGAUCACUGAGGCCUCACCAGCUGAUGAGCCUGCUGCUGAUGUUGAGCAAAAAAGUGAAACUCCUGAGGUGAAAGAGCCAGAAGCGGAAGAAACUGUUCCUGCUGCAGAGGAAAGCGAUGCGGCUCCUGAGGAAACUGAAGAGAAACCAGAAAUUGUGAUUGAGACGGCUCCAGCAGAUUUUCGUUUCCCCACAACAAAUCAAACAAGACAUUGCUUCACACGCUAUGUUGAAUACCAUAGGUGCGUAGCUGCAAAAGGAGAUGAUGCUCCUGAGUGUGAAAAGUUUGCAAAGUACUACCGAUCACUAUGCCCAAGUGAAUGGGUUGAACGUUGGAACGAGCAACGGGAGAAUGGUACGUUCCCUGGACCCCUGUAAGCUUCAGUGGCGCUGGAAGGACAAACAUGCCAUCAUCCCCACCUCCCUGGUGACUGGACAAAGUUACUUUGUGCCGAGAAUUCGUCACCUUCCUUUCCUUUUUGAGGACUACUUACAAAUAAGUUUUUGACUUGAUGUAAGCUGAAGGUGCUGCCCAUCAGUUUCUCCCAACGAUCAUUCACUGGAUUUUAUACAACAUCCACCUUUGGAAUUUGACUGAACUUGCUGUUUUGCGUGGCACGGUUCAAGGCGGUCAUUUUGGUUGCACAGGAAAUUUCUAAACCGCAUGGAAUAAAAUUAGCAACCUAGUUCUAGCA
Triticum urartu is the source of this 911-nucleotide messenger RNA. RefSeq lists its product as uncharacterized. Gene Ontology annotation, cellular component: mitochondrion; respiratory chain complex IV. The record is from RefSeq and is a predicted model, not a curated record. Lineage: Eukaryota; Viridiplantae; Streptophyta; Magnoliopsida; Poales; Poaceae.